Molecule: messenger RNA, 825 nt
Organism: Nycticebus coucang (slow loris)
Lineage: Eukaryota; Metazoa; Chordata; Mammalia; Primates; Lorisidae
Gene: NANOGNB
Product: NANOG neighbor homeobox
Biological process (GO): ribosomal large subunit biogenesis; cytoplasmic translation
Cellular component (GO): cytosolic large ribosomal subunit
Molecular function (GO): DNA binding; structural constituent of ribosome; RNA binding
Source: RefSeq, a predicted model, not a curated record
AUGCCCAUUCAAAAGGAUGAUGAAGUCCAGGUUGUCCAGAGGCAGUAUAAAGGUCAGCAAAUUGACAAAGUAGUCCAAGUUUACAGGAAGAAAUAUGUCAGCUAUAUUGAGUGGGCGCAGUGGGAAGAGGCUAAUGGAACAACUGUCCAUGUGGGCAUUCACCCUGGCAAGGUGGUUAUUACUAGGGUUCAAGUAGACAAAGACUACAAAAAGAUCCUUGAAUGGAAACCCAAAUCUCUCCAAGUAAAAAAGGAAAAGUGGCUCACGCCUGUAAUCCCAGCACUGUGGGAGGCUGAGGAGGGAGAAUCGCUUGAGCUCAGGACCCAAGAGUUGGAGAAUAUUCUUAGCUCUAAAAAAAAACCAGCUAUGCCUUGGGAUCAAAAUCCAGAGCAAUCAAAUAGGAAUUGUAGUGAACAUGAAAGAAAGAGAAAGCAGAAAUGGAGAUAAGAGGAGAGAGGAGGACAAGGAAAAGGAAGAGAAAAAGAAUGGAAGUAAGAAAAGAAAUUGGAAGAGGAGCCGAAAAAAGAAAAGAAAAAGGAAAAUGAAAAUGAAGAACGAUAUCUCAGGAAAAGAUUAGUCAACAAAGCCCUCAUGAACACUCUCUGGGGAAAGUUUAAAUUAAACCAAUACCUCACAAUACAAGUUAGUUUUUCCCUUUCAUUUGAAUUUAGCAUGACCAAUAAACAGAUAAAUCAAUGGUUUUGUAAAAAAAGGAAGAAAUACAAUAAAGCAAUGUCCAAGCAGAAGUAUAACAAAAGCCUAAGAGGUUCAAGAUCCAUUCUUUUUAGCCAAGUGGGGGUUGAGAGACUGCGUUUCCAGCAAUAA